Tilletiopsis washingtonensis is the source of this 1889-nucleotide messenger RNA. RefSeq lists its product as hypothetical. The coding region runs from base 388 to 1797 and encodes 469 amino acids. The transcript has a single exon. The record is from RefSeq and is a predicted model, not a curated record. Lineage: Eukaryota; Fungi; Basidiomycota; Exobasidiomycetes; Entylomatales.
CUCCGCCGUGGCCUUGCGCGUCGAGGCGGGCGACAUUGUCAUGCGCCUGAAGAACACCACCUGCCUCAUGGGGCCGAGCCCCAAAGCGCACGCUCUGCCCGGCCCGGCACAGCGCAUGUCCGAAGCGGACUGGACAGAGAAAUGGUUCCGCGCAAACGGCCCAAUCAUCAAUGGCCUGCUGGCGCUCACUGCGACAGCGCAGAGCCACACGUCGCCGUCGUCGCCGUCGUCGUCGUCGCCGGCGUCGUCAUCGUCGUCGUCAGUUCGUCGCCCGCUGAAGCUCGUCGAGAUCAGCGCAGCCGCGCAGCACGGCCGCGCGCCCCUGUGGCACCUCGUGCAGCCGGACCUGGUGCUCUUUGCGGGUGAGUAGUUGUAACGCGGCUGCGCAUGCUUGCGGCAUUGACGUUUUGCCGCGCAGGAAGCGAGGUUGUUGGAGGGAUCUCAAUCAAGAACCGCGAGCGCGAGGAGCUGGCUCCUGCGACCCGGCCGACACUUUCGCCCCUGCAGACCAGCAGCAACCUGCAAGAGACUGAGCGCAAGCUCCUUCACCAGCUCUUCGUGCAGACGGCGGGUCUCAACGUCGCAUGCGCUGCAGUGCUGGGCGACUAUGGCCGGGUCUUGAUGCCGUUCGAGCUGCAAACCCAGGACCGCUCCUCUGUCGCCGCACACAUCUCCUUUGCGAACGAAGGCGUGCGUGCACAGUAUCUCGAUCGUGCGACGGGACUGGAGCCGAGCGUGACAUUGGCUGCGCCGCAGGUGAAGUGGCGCAAGGAACACAACCAGAUCCUCUCAAUCGUCGAAUGGGCGCUCUACGCAGCCAAGAAGCACUUCGAGGAGCCGCCGCCCUUCGCUCGGUCGUUCAGGACGGAAGAGCUGCUGGAGGUGCGGCCGCUGCUGCCACCAGACGGGCAUAAAGCGCUGCGAACGGAGGGAAAAGCGGCGGCGGAGGCAGCCGACGCCGGGCGCACUCGCAAGCGAGCUCGAUCGUCCUCGCCGACACUUGCAGACCCCGGCAGCAGGCCGCCUAGUGGUGUCCCGACGAGCGGACUCGGCGACAGCACAACCAUUGCGAGCGGCUCGUUGGUCGCUCGUGACGACGAUAUGGUUCCGUGGCAGGGUCUGCACGACCCGCAGAGGGGCCUGUUCCUCUACAUCACGCUCUGCCCGCACUGGCAGAGCGACUUCGCGCGCGUCUACCGCGCGUGGCACUCGCCGCACCUCAGCGCGCCGGUCGCCGAGCUGCCGCAGCCGUACUUGCGCACCGCGCCGCCGCCCGACGCCACGGCCUGCGUCAUCAAGACUGUGCGCGAGAUCGACGAGGACGAGGGAGAGCUGUGGACGAACGCGGACGCGGCGAAGCUCGCACGGUGCGAACGAGCGGCCUACGCCGCACUGCAGCCGCUGCAGGGCGCGGCCUUGCCCCGCCUGCUGUACUGCGGCCCGCUGGAGCUGCGCCUGGAUGGCCGCGUGCCUGUCCUUGUGCUCGAGCACGCCGGCACGGCGCUCAGCACACUCACGCCCGCCGCGGUGGCGGCGGCGGGUGUGCGCGACGCUGUUGUCGCGGUGCGUGCGGCCGUCGCCGCAGCGUUCAGCCAGCUGCACCGCCACGGCUGGUGCCACAACGAUGCGACGCUGUGCAACAUGCUUUUUGACGUCCGCAGCGGCCGCGCGUGCAUCAUCGACCUGGAGAGCGCGGCGCCGUGCUGCAACGGCGCGGCGGAGUGUGUCGUCGCGGCCAGGGAGAUGGAGGAGGUGCACGCCGAGCUCGACCUGUGGGAGGCCGAGGCCCGCGACUGAUACCCUCACCAUGCGCUAUCCCCCAAUGACACACGUCUGAGGCGACGGAGCGCGGUGAGACACAGAUGGAUGCGACAACGCAGGGAACAGCA